UUCCUGACCGACUCACACGCUGGAGGAAGAAGAGCCGCAUCUCGCUGCUCUGACUCUUUUAAACCGCGUCGAUUCAGGAUAUUACAAGUCUCUUCCGACGCGCUGUACAUACCGAAUUGUCAUUCUAAGUCAUUGGAAGUGUUUAAGGAGCCGCGUUUUCGUCUGUAUGAGUGAAAGGAGAAGCGCAGAAUGAUCGCAGCGCAACUACUAGCUUACUACUACAACGAACUUAAAGAUGACCAGGUCAAAAAGAUCGACAAGUACCUGUACUCCAUGCGUUUCUCUGACGAAACGCUACUGGACAUCUCACACAGGUUUGGGAUGGAGCUGGUAAAAGGACUGGGACGCGACACAAGUGCCACUGCGUCUCUGAAGAUGCUACCCACUUUUGUCAGGUCAAUCCCUGAUGGCACAGAGAAAGGCGACUUCAUCGCGCUGGAUUUAGGAGGCAGCAGCUUCAAGAUCCUUCACGUGCGAGUGAGCCAUGAGAAGAAGCAGACGGUUCAGAUGGAGAGUCAAGUCUAUGAGACGCCAGAAGACAUCAUCCAUGGCAGUGGAACCAGACUGUUUGAUCACGUGGCCGACUGUCUGGGCGACUUCAUGGAGAAACACAACAUCAAAGACAAGAAGCUGCCGGUCGGAUUUACCUUCUCUUUCCCCUGCCUGCAAAACAAACUGGACGAGGGGGUUUUGCUGAACUGGACCAAGCGUUUCAAGGCCAGUGGCGUUGAGGGGAUGGACGUGGUUCAGCUGCUGAGCAAAGCGAUAAAGAAAAAAGGGCAAUACGACGCUGAAAUCAUGGCGGUGGUCAAUGACACGGUGGGAACAAUGAUGACGUGCGGCUUCGAUGAUCAGCGCUGUGAAGUCGGCAUCAUAAUUGGUACUGGUACCAACGCCUGCUACAUGGAGGAGCUGCGGCAUAUUGACCUGGUUGAGGGAGACGAGGGAAGGAUGGCUGUGAACACAGAGUGGGGGGCUUUCGGCGAUGACGGGCGGCUGGAAGACAUCAGGACAGAGUUUGACCGGGAGAUCGACCGCGGCUCUCUGAACCCGGGCCAGCAGCUAUUUGAGAAAAUGGCCAGUGGCAUGUACAUGGGGGAGCUGGUGCGUCUCAUCCUGGUGAAGAUGGCCAGAGAAGGUUUGCUGUUCGAGGGCCGGAUCACGCCAGAGCUGCUGACCAAAGGAACCUUUGAGACCAAACACGUGUCAGCAAUUGAGAAGCAUAAAGAAGGGUUAGUCAAGGCCAGAGAGAUCUUGACCAAACUGGGUGUGGAACCCUCCAGUGACGACUGCAUCGCCGUGCAGCACGUUUGCACCAUUGUGUCUUUCCGCUCCGCCAACCUGAUAGCUGCCACACUGGUGGCCAUUCUCAAGCGUCUCAAGGAGAACAAAGGAGUCGGCCGUCUUCGGACCACUGUGGGCAUCGACGGAUCUCUCUACAAAAUGCACCCACAAUACGCCCGCCGGCUGCACAAGACAGUCCGCCGCUUGGUUCCCGACUCGGACGUCAGGUUCCUCCUGUCUGAGAGCGGCAGCGGCAAGGGGGCGGCCAUGGUCACAGCGGUGGCCUACAGACUGGCGGAGCAGUCCCGACAGAUCCACGAAACCCUCUCAGAGUUCCGGCUGUCGACGGAGCAGCUGCUCGAGGUCAAGAGACGAAUGAGAACCGAGAUUCAAAAUGGCCUUUCGAAAAACACCCAGGACACUGCGACAGUGAAAAUGUUGCCGACGUUUGUCAACAGCACUCCUGACGGCACAGAAAAUGGUGAUUUCCUAGCGUUGGAUUUGGGAGGCACCAACUUCAGAGUUCUGCUGGUGAAGAUCCGCUCCGGCAAGAAGAGGACUGUGGAGAUGCACAACAAGAUCUACGCCAUCCCUCUGGAGGUGAUGCAGGGCACUGGAGAGGAGCUGUUCGAUCACAUCGUCCAUUGUAUUAGCGACUUUCUGGACUACAUGGGGAUGAAGAACACUCGUCUUCCUCUGGGCUUCACGUUCUCGUUCCCGUGCAAACAGACCAGUCUGGAUGCUGGAAUCCUGCUGACGUGGACCAAAGGCUUUAAGGCCACAGACUGUGAAGGAGAAGACGUGGUGGGGCUGCUGAGGGAAGCUAUUAAGAGGAGAGAGGAAUUUGAGCUGGAUGUGGUGGCGUUGGUCAACGACACAGUGGGAACAAUGAUGACUUGUGCCUACGAGGAGCCCACCUGUGAAAUUGGCCUCAUUGCUGGCACCGGUAGUAACGCUUGCUACAUGGAGGAGAUGAGCAACAUUGAGAUGGUGGGCGGCGGCGACGGGCGCAUGUGCGUCAACAUGGAGUGGGGAGCGUUUGGGGACAACGGCUGCCUGGAUGACUUCAGGACUGAAUAUGACCGAGCUGUGGAUGACUUCUCGCUCAAUCCUGGAAAGCAGAGAUAUGAAAAGAUGUGCAGCGGCAUGUACCUGGGAGAGAUUGUCAGGAACAUCCUCAUAGAUUUGACCAAGAGAGGUUUUCUAUUCCGUGGUCAAAUCUCAGAGACCUUGAAGACCCGAGGCAUCUUCGAAACGAAGUUCCUCUCGCAGAUCGAAAGCGAUCGGUUAGCCCUGCUGCAGGUGAGGUCCAUUUUACAGCACCUGGGUCUGGACAGUACCUGUGACGACAGUAUCAUCGUCAAAGAGGUCUGUGGCGCCGUGUCACAUCGAGCGGCUCAGCUGUGUGGAGCUGGAAUGGCCGCUGUGGUCGAUAAGAUCCGAGAGAACCGAGGACUGGAGCACUUGGACAUCACCGUGGGGGUGGACGGGACUUUGUACAAACUACAUCCUCAUUUCUCCGGGGUCAUGCACGAGACCGUCAACCAGCUGGCACCGAAGUGCAACGUCAACUUCCUCCUGUCAGAGGAUGGCAGCGGCAAAGGAGCCGCGCUCAUCACGGCCGUCGGCGUUCGACUCAGGGAGGCGCUGAACAGCAAGUAGAGAGGACAGUCAGUAGUUCAGAUGAGCCUCUUGUCUGGGUCACUCUCAGAUAUGAACUCUAUCAAGUCACACUCCAGUUUUGGUCUCACGUCUUCACCAGGUGCAGGAGGUGAUGCUUCAUGUAGCGAAAAGUUUAACCCAUAAGGUGGUUCUUUUAUGGUAUCAGAGGAAACGUCUGGUGGUUUGACCUCGGAAUUGCAGUCAUGCGCAGGGCUACAGGAGCAGCACCAAAUACGUCUAACGUGGCAGAGUUGCGUUUUUAACUCAUCGAAAAACUAGUGAAAGUCAACCAAUGAACACUUUUGUUGAACAGUUUCCUGUCCUGAGAAGGUUCAACUCAAGUUUCUGAUGUCGAGCAGAUGAUUUUUUUGGCGUUAGUCAUAAAAAAAAAAAGACAAUGGAGAAAUGAAUUGCUGAAAUCCAGAUUUGAGAAAAACAAUUUUAGCUCAUAAAAUGAUAUAUUAUCAUUGUCUGUUUUUGUUCGUGUUAUUUUUUAGGACACAUUCUGUUUGUUUAUUUAAAACACUCACCAUAAUUGUUGUUUUUAAAUUAUCCAUACAGGAAAAAAAAUCCGAAAAGAAAAGCCUUUAAAAUCUUGCUAUCGAGAGAAAGCAGACUGCUUCUGUAAAAAAACAGUGCGCGUGACCAAAGUUGCCAAUGUUUCUGUGAACGUUAGCUGUGUAUAUGAAAUCAAAGGGAAUAUUUUAAAUGCAUUUAAAACAAAAACAUGAGAUGGUGUUGGUGAUAUUUAUUAUAUUUCUUGUCAUGGUUGAUGAUGAUGAUGAUGAUGAUGUUACUGCUUCAACAAGGAAGCGUGUCCUCAGCAGGUCCCUGUGACGACUGCAGGGGGCGCUGCGCCCCAUGUUUCUGAAUGUUAAAUCUACUGUAAACUGUGUCCAAAGAGAACUUUUAUUUUGGUAAAUCUCCUGCUGUUUGCACUAAAAUGUCUGGUGUAGUUCCAAAGUCGACACAGAGUGAACACAAGUGUUUUUGUUACGUGGAUCCUUGAGGGACACAAACUAACAGAAUGUGAGCUUUCUUCCAUAAAUAUUUCUCUCUGUAUGUAUUUAUUAGCCGAAAAGCUUAGGGUGUGCCAUCCACUGUUGCUUUACUGAAACAACUCAGGCAGGUACCUAUUUAUUUUCUCUUCAAAAGAUUGCAAAUGUCGAGUGCUCACACAUGAACAAUCCUAACGGUCGUUGAACUCACCAGUUAAGUCGGCCUCACUAUGUGUCAGGUCCAGUGUGGUCAACAGUGUAAACAUAAACUCACACCGUCAGUGUAACUCAUCCAUGAAACCCCCAAAAUGUAUCUGUCGAACACGUCACUGAAUAAAGCCAAACAUCUCAAAGUGAUUCUCUGCCUUUUCCUGUGUAGCAGCAGCACCGGUGCUCAAUAACUAUGAACCUUGAACGCAUCACCACAUUACUUUGGAUUUCCUCUCUUCGUUUUGUCCGCCUCUCUUUAAAGAAUACAGAAUUCCAGUUGUUGAUUUUCUUCUUUUAAGAAGGUCAGUUGUGCCCGUUUUGAAGUCUUGUUUACUUUUUCUAGUUUUAUUCAUUUGCUUGUUCAUUUUCUGACCUUUGACCUGGCUGGCUUGGCUUCAUGUGAUGUGGAGUCAGCGCUAUAAACCACAGUCAAUUCCAUAUGAAGUGUAGCUGUUUGAUUUGAG
Molecule: messenger RNA, 4618 nt
Organism: Synchiropus splendidus (mandarinfish)
Lineage: Eukaryota; Metazoa; Chordata; Actinopteri; Syngnathiformes; Callionymidae
Product: hexokinase-1-like
Exons: 21
Coding region: 190-2946 (918 amino acids)
Biological process (GO): intracellular glucose homeostasis; glucose 6-phosphate metabolic process; glycolytic process
Cellular component (GO): mitochondrion; cytosol
Molecular function (GO): fructokinase activity; D-glucose binding; glucokinase activity
Source: RefSeq, a predicted model, not a curated record